AUGGAUGCGAUAGCUGACUCAGUGUUCACAGACAUAGGUUCUUCUGAUACUCCUAGUGAUGAUCCAUCUCUUUUGACAGUAGUACUUGAUGUUACACCCCAAAGUUGGUACAAGAUACGGGACCAGAUUAGUAUACAAGAAGUGGCAAAGUCAUUGCUUGUAUUUCUUAAUGCACACCUUUCAUUAAACAAUUCCAAUCAAGUUGCUUUCAUAGCUAGUACCCCCCAAGGUUCGAAGUUUUUGUAUCCUAAUCCCGAGAAAAAUUAUGAUGAAGUUCGUUCAAAGAAGAAUGGGGGAAGUUCAAAUAUGGAAACGGCAGAUUCUACCUCGAGCUUGGUAGGUGUUGGUAUGUAUAGACAGUUUAGAAUUGUCGACGAGGCAGUAUUGGAGAAAUUGAAUGAAGUAUUUGCAGAUAUAUCUCAAAACAUUGAUGACAAUCGCUGUAAUUCGACAUUAUCUGGAGCCUUAAGUUUGGCUCUCACGUAUACCAAUAGGAUGCUAAAUUUGGAUCUGUCUAUUUCUACAACAACAGCCUCAGCUAUAAAUACAACAACAAAUGCAAGCUCUAAUAAAACUAAUUCGUCGGGAACAAAUUCAAAUUCAAUGUCCACGGGUGGAACGAAUACUACAAGUCUCACAUCCAUGAGAUCAAGGAUUUUAAUAGUUUCAUCUAACGAUGACGAUGACAUUAAAUAUAUUCCAAUCAUGAACACAACAUUUGCCGCACAGAAAAUGAAAGUGCCUAUAGACGUAGCUAAAUUAGGAGAAAAAGACUCUUCAUACUUGCAACAAGCAUCAGAUGCUACUAAUGGAGUAUAUUUACAUAUUGCAAAUCCAGAAGGAUUAAUUCAGACUUUAUCCACAGCAUUUUUUAUCGAACCAUCAAUAAGACUGUUAAUAAUACUUCCGACUAAUUCCAAUGUCAAUUAUAGAGCAAGUUGUUUCAUUACGGGGAAAUCAGUAAACCUAGGAUUUGUUUGCUCUGUUUGCUUAUGUAUAAUGAGUGUAAUUCCUAAAGAAGGCAAGUGUCCAACUUGUGACUCUAAGUUUGAUGAAAAAAUAUUAGCACAACUAAGAAGAGGAGUUGUUAUCCCUGUAAAGAAGAAAAGAAAGCUUGAUUCGAAUGCUAACGGGCAGUCUGAUAACGUAACACCAGAAGUAUAA
Molecule: messenger RNA, 1164 nt
Organism: Debaryomyces fabryi
Lineage: Eukaryota; Fungi; Ascomycota; Pichiomycetes; Serinales; Debaryomycetaceae
Product: TFIIH/NER complex subunit
Exons: 1
Coding region: 1-1164 (387 amino acids)
Biological process (GO): regulation of DNA-templated transcription; nucleotide-excision repair
Cellular component (GO): transcription factor TFIIH core complex; transcription factor TFIIH holo complex
Source: RefSeq, a predicted model, not a curated record